AUGCUUGAUGAGUAUGAAGGAUAAAGAGAAAUACAAAUAGGAAAUAUAAAAUUUAUAUCAACUAAUGGCUAUUCUUAAAAAUAUGGAGUUAUCAUUUUUAAAAGUACAAAAGAAACAGAAAUUUAAAUUGAUACAAUAGAUUAUCAGUAAUAUGAAAGUUUGUGCUCUCUGUAAUUGCAAUUUGAAAACAUUAAUCUGAUUAAUAUAAAUAAAAUGAGUGUUAAUGGAUUAAUAGGUAACGUUGGAAAUGUAAGAGAGUCAAGUGUAAUAAGAUUCACAAGUGCUAAAAAUUUUAAUAUAUAAUCUAUAAUUGCUUCAAGUAGCAGCGAAAUUAAAGAAUAAAUGUCUUUUUAAAACAUAUUUUCAGAUUAGCAGCAAACAGUUAUUUUUUAUAUUGAAAUGGAUUAUUAGAAUCUAAAUAAAUAUAAAAUCACAUUAAGUCAUGCAAAUGCAGAUUUAUAAUCAAUAAACAGUGUUUAAUUUUUGCUUUUAAAUGGACAUUCAUAUCAGUUUUAAAUGACUAAUUCAAGUAUUUCCAACGGAAAAUCAUUAGAUUUUGGAGGCUGUUUAUGCUUUAUGAAUACCUUUUCUCCUAGGUUUAUAGAUUAUGAUAUCAAUAUUUCUUAUUCAACAUUUACUUCAUGCUAAAGUAAAUACUUAGGUGGAGCUAUUUCUUAUGCUUCAUAGAAUGUUGAAAUCAGUUUUUCAAAAUUUGAAAACUGUAGCAGCUAAAUAGGUGGUGCUAUAUUCAACAUAUAUUUUAAAGAUAAUUAAUAUGACACAAAUAUUUUUAAAGAUAAUAUAGGUUAUUUAGCAAUUCCUAAUUUUAAUAAAUUGCCUUUAGGGAUAAAGAUUGAAGAAAUAUAUGAAAUAAAUUUGAGCUCAGGCUCAUAUCAAAAAAUUGAAUAAUUUUUAUACCCAGGAUUAACUUACAUAAUACAAUUUUCACUUAAUAUAGAUGGAAAGUGGUACAGCUCAUUUAAUGAAAAUAGCUUUUUUGGUAAUCUUUUUGACAUAUUAGUGAAUCCAUCAAAUAAUUUUAUUUCUAUUAAAUUUCCUAAUUUAACUUCGCAAAACUUUCCUUACUUAAUUUGGUAAGCUUAGGAUGUAUCUUUCGAUGGAAUGAAAAGUAUAGACUUGAAAUUAGGGACUAUUAAUUUUAUAUGGCAAUAUUCUUUAAAAUCAGAUUUCUAUAAAAUUUACAAUGGAUGUAAAGAGCAAGGAAUGGAAAAAAUUUAUUUAAUGAAAAGCUAGUAAUUCAUAUGUAAAUACUGUGAAAAUAUGUUUGUCAGCUAUAAUGGAGUGUGUUAAUAAUGUUAAACAGAAUAUUUCACUGAUUGCUAUGGAGAUUAUUCUGCUCUAAAGUCCUCUUAUUGGAGAAAUGAAUACAGUAUUGAUAGUGAAAAUAUCUACUUUUGCUCUAACAACCCUGAAAGUUGUGUAGGAGGGAGUGGUAUUGGAAAUGAACUUUGCUAUAAAGGUCAUAUUGGUCCUUAAUGUAUAGAUUGUGAUGUAAAAGGAAUUUAUUGGAAAGAUUAAUAUUCUAGAAUAGGUUUUUUUUAAUGUGUAGAAUGUAAUUCAAUAUCAUCUAAUACAUUUAAGAUAUCUGUUUUAUUAGUUUACGAAGAUAGAUAUAAUUUCUACUGUUUCAAAGUUUUAAUUUUUACUUUACAAUCCCUUAAGCUCACCUUUUUUCUCUUUGAAUUGCCUGAUUGCUUAGUACAAGCCUGA
This is a messenger RNA of Tetrahymena thermophila SB210, 1731 nucleotides long. RefSeq lists its product as hypothetical. The record is from RefSeq and is a predicted model, not a curated record. The transcript has 4 exons. NCBI's taxonomy places the organism in Eukaryota, Ciliophora, Oligohymenophorea, Hymenostomatida, Tetrahymenidae.